ACACGCGCAGGAAGAAGCAGCGCGAGAGUGUUCUCGAGCGCUCAGCUGAGAGAGCUCGAGCGAGUUAGUUGAGCUGAUAGAGUUUGUCCGUCGCCGUCAGGAGGAAACAAACCAGGGGGGCUUAAACGUCCUCGACAUGACGACAAAAACCUCCCCUGACCGAAACGGAUAUCCUUAACUCUACGCUGGACCCUGUUCGGUUCCCGUGGAUGGCUUAGUAUGCGAGUUGUGCGCAGUUGAAAUGAGGGAGCUUGUAUUUUUUUCUCCCUCGUCGUCCAGCGAGAGGACAAGAUGGCAGCGCGAGCGCGUCGAGCAUGCAGUGGGUGCGAAUUAAACCCCAACAUGUUCACUAAAGAUACGCGUUUCGACCACGGCUGCUGUCUGUGAAGGUAUGGCCUCACAGGUUACGGUCUACCCACCACAUGUUUAUCAACCCCAGACAAGUGCCUUUUGCAGAGUGAAGAAAAUCGAUCCCAUCGGCUGUGUUUACCAUGAGAAGUUCCCUCGCACUUACGUGAUCGGUGUGAAUCUAGGCAUUGCGCACCCUACGGAUAUUAUACCUUUAUCGAGAUUCGAAGCUUUGACUAGCGAGAAACCGUGCGCCGCGCAGGACUACUCAAUACAGACUGAAUCAGCUCCACAGGAGCUCCUCAGAAGGGCUUCCUCGCCAUACAAGCGUGUGGCGUCGGAGGGUGACCUUCAGUAUUUCGCCAGAGCGGCCGGGGCAGUUGAAGAAAGUGGAGACAGUGUCCAAAACAGCCAAAGUAGUAGUAAAAGUGGCGGCGCUCCAGAAAGGUCUGAGAGAAACGGUGGUUUGAAUUUGGUCGACGGCACCAAACGAUGUGGGUUUAAAUGCAAAGGGGAGGAGCUUGAGAACGGCAAGAGCAUCAUGCAGAUAGUAGAGGAGCAUUCGACUCUACCUGCCAUGUUGCAAACAAACGUCGGGAGCACGAACGCAGUAGGCGUUGCCCCGACCGAGCAGAACAGAACCGGGACGGGAGCCGUGAGCGGGACAGGUGACGGCGACUAUCAGUUGGUCCAACACGAAGUGCUGUGCUCCAUGAAGCACACCUAUGAAGUGUUGGAGUUCUUGGGUCGUGGUACGUUCGGUCAGGUGGUCAAAUGUUGGAAACGAGGCACCAAUGAGAUUGUGGCGGUGAAGAUACUGAAGAACCACCCAUCAUAUGCCCGUCAGGGCCAGAUCGAGGUGAGCAUUCUGGCCCGACUUAGCGGGGAGAACGCAGAGGAGCAUAACCUGGUGCGAGCUUUUGAGUGUUUCCAGCAUAGAAGCCACACCUGUCUGGUGUUCGAGAUGCUGGAGCAGAACCUGUACGACUUCCUCAAACAAAACAAGUUCAGUCCCUUGCCGCUGAAGGUGAUUAGGCCCGUGCUGCAACAGGUGGCCACGGCGCUGAGGAAGCUCAGAAGCUUGGGCCUGAUCCAUGCCGAUCUUAAACCGGAGAACAUUAUGCUGGUAGAUCCUGUGAGACAACCCUUCCGUGUGAAAGUGAUUGACUUUGGCUCUGCCAGCCACGUCUCCAAAGCUGUGUGUUCGACAUACCUGCAGUCUCGCUACUACAGGGCUCCAGAGAUCAUCCUGGGCUUACCCUUCUGUGAGGCCAUAGACAUGUGGUCACUUGGCUGCGUCAUCGCUGAGCUCUUCCUGGGCUGGCCACUUUAUCCAGGAGCACUGGAGUAUGACCAGAUUCGUUACAUCUCUCAAACUCAAGGGUUACCAGGUGAGCAGCUUCUGAAUGUGGGGACGAAGACGGCCAGAUUCUUCUGCAAGGAGUCCGAUUCACCGUACGCAACCUGGAGAUUGAAGACGACUGAAGAACAUGAGACCGAAACAGGACUGAAGUCCAAGGAGGCGAGGAAGUACAUUUUUAGCUGUCUGGAUGACAUUGGACAUGUGAAUCUUGUGCUUAACAUGGAGGGCUGUGACCAGUUGGCGGAGAAAGCUGACAGGAGAGAAUUCGUGGACCUGCUGAAGAUGAUGCUGAUGAUUGAUGCCGAUCAGAGAAUCGCCCCUUCAGAUGCACUUAAUCACCCUUUUGUCACUAUGCAGCACCUGAUGGAUUUCCCCCAUUGCAACCAUGUCCAGUCCUGUUUCCACAUCAUGGAUGUGUGUCACUCAAGAAGCAUUUACGAUACUCUCAACCGCAACAAAGCACCCCCACUCAUGAAGCCUGUGACUCUUCCAAGUGCUCCAAAUAUCACUGUCGCCUUCAACAAAAUGCCAUCUGUCCACUCUCAGACUCUGCCGCCGUCUGCUCCACCUGUGGUGCAUCCUGGAAUUCCCAUCCAGACAGGAAGUUCCCAGUUUGGGUGUAACGACUCCUUUCAGCAGGCGCUCAUUCUAUGCCCUCCUGCUCUUCAAGGAAUCCCUUCAAACCCAAAUCAGCCGGGAGGAUAUUCGGUUAGAAUGGAGAACACUCUUCCUCUGGUGACCCAAGCCCCAGCUAUUCAGCCCUUACCCAUGAGACCAGGAGUUAUAGCACAACAGCCGUGGUCCAACAGAACUCCACAGAUCCUAGUGCCAGCUUGGCAGCAGGUCCCACCACCUGCUACGAGCUUGGCAUCCGAUACUGUCGUUGGACCGCAGAGGAGAGGAGACUGGGGGAAAGUGCGGCCACACAGCAGCCAUUACAGUUCGGUGAUGACCCAGGCUAUUGUUCCCAGCCAAAUGGCUGUGUCAGCCCAUCAGCCUAUAAACAUUGGCAUCGCUCAUGUGGUCUGGCCUCAGCCUGCAUCUAACAAGAGGAACAAACCCAGCCAGAACAGGAGUAUGAAUGUCUCGCACUACACGGACACACAGCCCUCAGUGUGUCCGUCACCAAAGAUGGCGAACAGGAUGGCGAGUGCGGAGCAACAGCAGAGUUCUCCUGACAGAGCAGUGCAGGCCCAAGUGAAGCAGGAACCGGAGCAGGUGGAGGAAGAGGGCUGCUAUAAGACAGCAGUGGCCAAUCAGCAACGAGAGUCUAUCAUCAUCAGAGAGUCGCCCAGUCCGGUGGUUAGCGUUAUUAGUAUAAGCAGCAGCACAGAUGAAGAGGAACAAGCACAGAGGUGCUCUCUUAAUAAGUGUAAGGGCAGUCCAGAGUGUGAAGCAUGCACAGGCUCUCUGAACAUGGAGCGAGUGUGUUCCCUCAGCAGUCCUGAUAGCAGUCUCAGCACCAGCUCCUCAGCCUCGGCACAAUCCAGCCCUUCUCCAUGCAAAAGACCCAGCAGUAUAUCAGAAGAUGACGGCCAUGAAAGUGGGUGUGAAACAGUAGACGGCUCGCCCCCUUCAGACUCCUCCUUAGGGCCCCACGACAGCCCCUUCCCCGAAAGACAUUUCCUGACCAAUCAGAACCAGAACCAGGAACCCCAGGCCAGACGUGGACACCCUGACACAAGGCUGAAUAAACCUGCGGUGAGGACCGUGGUGGUGCCGCCCAUGAGAGUGCUGAACAAUAACCAUCAUCCCAACAGUGAGCACCACACAGUCUUCGAAUCCUCCUGCCAGUCCAGAGGUCGCUGCGGCCCAGGACGACUGAGCCACCUUUCCACGCCCACGCUGCCCCGCCAGCAGAAACUGAGCUCUUCAUUCCAGCCACAGCCGCUAGGCUUUGGCCAGGUCCAGCAUUACGGCUCUUGCCACAAGGAGUGGAACGGCAACUACCGGCAGCCGCGCAGACCGCAGGCCUUCAUCCCACCCACGGUGCACGGCCACACCUUCCCGCUUCCCCAUGGCAGCCCCACACACUCGGCCGGCCACCCACCACCUCCCGCCCUCCUCUCCUAUCCACCUUCCGCGCCCGUGGCCCACCUCUUGCCUUCACCGUGCCCACCACCGGGCCCUCGGCCCGUCUUGCAGCCUGCCUACAGCCUGGUGCACCACCAGGGCAUCAGCGUAGGCAUCAACCACAGGCUGCUGCCCUCCCCCACCCUGCUUCCGCAGGGCCAGUUCAAAGCCCUCUUUCACCCGCACUCCUAUGUGGCGUCGCCCGUCUACGCAGGCUUCCCCCUCAGCCCCAGCAAACUCAGUCAGUACCCAUACAUCUGAGCUGGAGCCCGCGGCAGCCACGCGCACGCAGCCGGCACUGAGCCGCGACAUCUUUCUUUUCAUUUCCUUUCCUUAUAAAGUUUGAUGAUGAUGCAAAUCAAGCUUUACAGAUAUCAUGGAGAAUAAAACAAACAAAUGGAUGCGUGAGCGAGUGUGUGGAUUGAACACAACUCACUUUUAAUGUGUUUUUGCACAUUUGAUACAACAAAAUCCCUAGUCGUGAAACCCUCGGCAGAGGGCCGCAGCAGUUCCCCUAGGCUAUUUUUCGAUAUUGCCUUCUGACGUGUGUAAUAGACACAGUGACUCUCGUUCAAGCCAUCCCUGUCUCCAGUGUGCGUGCGAGUCCCCCUUGUGGUGACCCGGUGUUACCUGUCUGUAUUUUUCCGUAGUAGCCCCAUGCUCUUCAGUGUUAAGUCUCUCUCUUUUAGACCGGUGUUGAAAAGGUUCUGUCACACUGCAUGUCUCUGCAUGGGCAAAAACCAAUGUUGGACUUCAAAAAGGGGGAGGGGGCUUUUCACCCUCUGUGUAUAUGUUGUAAGACUUGCUGCAUUGAAUCCUUGGGGUUCAAUAAACAGUGCCUUAAAAUACAUGUUGUUGCAAGUUACCCCGAGUCCUACGUGCAGUCAUGCGUGUACCGGACUGCAGCACUUGAAACAUUUUCAAUCGUUAUUUGUGAUUUUUAUAUUAGGGCUGUUUCAUAGAUCUUUUAGUUUUGUUUUGUUUUUCGAGCUUGGUGCAUUUGUGUAUUCGUUGACUUGCAUAAUCUCUACUUCGGUGUCAUUUAUCAUUAUUUAAUUAAUCUCUUAGGCUCUCGACAGGAGUUUUUGUUCGGAAAGCGGCUUGGGUGUCCAACCAAACACGCCCUAAUGGGUCUCAUGUUUAAAACCGUCAAAAUCUCACCUGAUUGGCUAUUUACGCCUGCCGAAUGCAUGAUCAGGCUCAUGAUUUGACCUUUUGUACAGGGCGAAAUGUGUUGUUUAACGCCUUAGAUGAUUUGCGCAUUAUUCUGAAGCGAUAGUCCUUUUGCGUGUGGUAUUUACAGGUGGAUGUAUUACGCUGAGUGGUAGCAGAGUUCGAUUUUUCGAGUAUAACGUGCUUCGCCGUAGCAGAGGCCGAUGAACUAUGUAUAGAAACGUUUGAGUACUUUCAUAUUUGAUAAUCUGUUUCUAAUCUAAUAGUAUUUACACUGUUUAAUGAAACUGCAAUACAAUCCAUAGUUUUCGGGGUGUGUUUUUCGUUUUCUUUCCAUCAGUUCUAUGUUAAUUUUUAGAGUUAGAAGUGUUAUCGGUGUUGGACUUGUAUCAGCAGAUAGCUCUUUGAUGAUGUUGUAUGGUUUCAUGUUUGCUUUGUGCAGAAUUAUUCAGUAUUGAGUAUCCAACUGUAAAGUCUAUCAUUGCUGGAGUAUUCAGUGCUUUAUAAGACGAGAGUUGAUCGUGUGCAAUUUUCUUUAUAGAUGCAUGUGAAAAGAUUGGAUUUUGUAUGCCCUCUCUCACCAUUUAAUUGCUUUUUUUGACGCUGGCUGUUUUUAUUUCAUACAUUCCGUCAGGGAGAAAUAGCUUUUUUUUUCUGUGUGAAUUUCUUUUCUUUUCUUUUUUAGAUUUGAGUUUUUCAUUAGGUGCAUUCUUUCAUAAUGAUGCUUUCGCUACACCAAAGACAGUAAUUCUUUUCUUAAGCAGAGUAGCUACUGUUUUAGCGUAGACCUCGAACGUAGUGUAGUUGAGGCCGUAUUUAACAGAAAAAUCUAUGUAAAAAUGUUGAGGUUGAUGUUUAGCUUUUUCGGGCAAGUUAUGACUGUUUCAUUUAUUCUUGAAUGUAUCAUAGAUAAGCUGCUAUAUACUGAUUGCCACUUCAUAAUAGCUGUGAAAUUAGAUGAUUAACUUUGUUCUUAGCCUUCUUAUUUUUAUAUAUGUCUAAUUACCUUGAAAUAGAAGUGAGAUGAUUUUUUUUUUCCGUUUGUUUGUUAGUUUGUUUUGGGUUUUACCGUACUGACUGGCAUCAGAAGCAUUUUAAUGCCUCUCUCUGUUUUGCUUUCUUUUUUUGAAGUGUCAUUGUAACUACUGUAUUGCAAGUAAUGGAGAUUUGGGUUUUUGUGUGCGUGGGUUUUGUAUUUUACGUUUCGUUUGCAUCAGUGUUUUAUCUGUUGUUAUCUUGGGGCUAAUCUUACGUAUUAGAUGCAUAUUGGUGUAUAUCUAUCUUAGUACGUAUAUUUGCAUUUUGUUAAAGCAUAGCUUGCAGGAUUGAUUUAACUUUUUGUUUUGAUUUGUUUAAAUUCUGUAUUCAAUGACCCACUCAUCUCACCAUUUCAAAAUAUUAAUUUUAGUAAUGCUAUUAGCACUUGAUACGUUUGAUAAGCUAGACAAAAUGUAGGGCUGGGCAAAAAAAAAAAAAAAUCGCAUUUGGGCGUCUCAUCUUAACUACAGUGCUUAGAAUUUUGAUUUGAUUUCAUUUUCCCCCUUAUUAUAAUUUUACAUUGAAAUGCACACAAAAAGGUGUAUCAGGUAUAUUCAUGUAUUAAGAAAUUGAAAAAAACACACCACACGAUACAGAAUGCACGUUUUGCUUAUGUUUUAAGGCGGACUGUUCGCUAACUCUGAAAACCAGGAGUUGUUAGGGCACCCAUUCUCAUUUUGUGGGCGAUUCUAUAUAGGUGUGUUCAUUCUCGCACCGGUCCCUGCUCUUAAAAGCGAGCGACACUGCUUUAGUGCCUUUGAAAUGUGCUUCAGACCUUUAUAUCCCUUUUUCAAACACUGCCUGCCAGCCUCUUCCUCGCUUUCAUGCUUGACCGAGGGAUGAAAGUGUAACUGCAGUGUUUGAUAGUCAUAACUGAAGUGCUGUUACCGACCAGUUGCUCAAAAGUAGAUCGUAAUCCUGUUGGAUGUUGAUAACCUGAUAACCAAUAGCGAGUGUAACUUGAUACUCAUGCAAUGCAGUAAUCACCUGUAAGGUGAAAAAUGGAUGUUUGUUUCUCAAAAUCGUGGAAAGGAAAUCCAAUCAUGCUUGAUUAAUUUAUAUUUUUAUGACCAACAACAGCAGCAAAACAAUAAUGAAAUGAUAUCAGGGAUUGUUGUUAUUAUUAUUAUUAUGCUGACUAAACGCCCAAGACACGGUUUUCUUGUAUUUGGGAAGCUUUACAUGAUACACUGUGAAUGUAAACCACCAUUUGUAAAGUAGAAUGAACAUUGCCCUUUGUUUCACAGGACGUGAUCAGAAUUUAUUGCUUUAGCAUAGCCGACUUCAUGGAGAUACAGUCCAAAAUAUGGUGUUGUACCUCGCAUUAUGACCCUAUAUUUUACAUUUAGCAUGUAGCACUAGAGAAUAGAGAUGAGUACUAAAUUGCUACUCAUGCGCACAUCAUAUGAAUUCUUUUCAUUAAUUGACUGCAAGUAAACAUUCUCGAAAUGUUUUACUUCUAACAAGGUCUACCAACCUAAUAAGAGUGAAACUUGGCGUAAACGUGAAGGACAGAGGGAUCUGCAAACGAAACUAAAGUUGAAAUGUCUUUGAAACUCCCAAACCAAACAGUUUUUGCUUUCUUUGAUUCCUGUUUUUUUUUUCUUUUAGAUCUUCUUGUACAGUUAAUUCAGGGUCCUUGUAUUUGUCAUAUGUGCUACUGUGUAACACUUGCCGUAGGAUUUGGGUUGGAUUGCUUUAGAUCUAUUUUUAACUCCUCUGCAGAUUAUAUUUUAGUAAAAGUUAAAUCUCACUGCAAGUUAUCGGAUAAUAUUUAGACUUAAGAGCAAACAGACUUGAUUGACUAAAUCUGAACUGUUACUGUUUUCAUAUUUGUACAUUUUUUUGUGGCUUUCUGAUUUCUGUUUGCUUUUGAUUUCUAUGCUACAUUAGUUUGCCAUGUAGCCACUGCACUGUGCAAUAUUCACUAUAUGAGGACUGGGAAUCUUUUUUGUUUUGUUUUUUUGAUGUAAUGUCUCUUACAGUUUGCGGUCGUAUUUCUCUCUAGUUCUCAGUGAUUUAUAUGUGACCAAGCCUUAUGUACUUUGUCACAGAAAGCGGGUUUUCCUGGUGACUAUUGGUGAGUGUCAAAUUAAAGAAAUUAUGGUGUAUUGUCAAAAUUCACUUUGAAUUAAAAUAUAUAUUGCUGCGGGCACACAA
Rhinichthys klamathensis goyatoka is the source of this 8155-nucleotide messenger RNA. RefSeq names its product homeodomain interacting protein kinase 3a (gene hipk3a). NCBI's taxonomy places the organism in Eukaryota, Metazoa, Chordata, Actinopteri, Cypriniformes, Leuciscidae. Gene Ontology annotation, cellular component: nucleus; PML body; cytoplasm. The coding region runs from base 392 to 4045 and encodes 1217 amino acids. Gene Ontology annotation, biological process: peptidyl-serine phosphorylation; peptidyl-threonine phosphorylation. Gene Ontology annotation, molecular function: ATP binding; protein tyrosine kinase activity; protein serine/threonine kinase activity. The record is from RefSeq and is a predicted model, not a curated record. The transcript has 16 exons.